AUCGUACCUUUAGAUAUUAACGAAUGUUCACGUGGUUUUCAUCUAUGCGACCCGGACGCUGAGUGUAAGAACCUCGAAGGAAGUUAUACUUGUGAGUGCCCUCAGGAUAAGGAUAAGGAGCUUUAUGACGGGCAACCCGAGGUGGAUGGACGUCACCUUGUCCGCAAUGUCUCAUGCAUUUGGAAGGGAGAGACAUGCGCCUUUGAUGAACUUGCUCCCGUUCUUCAAAAGCACUGGAUCACAGUGGAUCAGAAGUCGCAUUACAGGUAUUUUGAGAGAAACUCGAGUACUCUCACUUUGUUGGACAGCUUCAGCAGGCCAAAAUGGCCAAAA
Messenger RNA from Cooperia oncophora, 333 nucleotides. The record is from the annotation of a GenBank genome assembly. Lineage: Eukaryota; Metazoa; Nematoda; Chromadorea; Rhabditida; Trichostrongylidae.